This is a messenger RNA of Osmerus eperlanus (European smelt), 2161 nucleotides long. RefSeq names its product E3 ubiquitin-protein ligase rnf146-like. The record is from RefSeq and is a predicted model, not a curated record. Gene Ontology annotation, cellular component: nucleus; cytoplasm. Gene Ontology annotation, molecular function: ubiquitin protein ligase activity; zinc ion binding; poly-ADP-D-ribose binding. The transcript has 3 exons. The coding region runs from base 264 to 1319 and encodes 351 amino acids. Gene Ontology annotation, biological process: ubiquitin-dependent protein catabolic process; Wnt signaling pathway. NCBI's taxonomy places the organism in Eukaryota, Metazoa, Chordata, Actinopteri, Osmeriformes, Osmeridae.
UUAGGCGUGAGUGCGUAAUGCCUGCAAAAAGAGUCUAACACGUCAUCACGUAACUGAACAGUUUUUUUUGGUGAGGGGAAGGAAAAUAGACGAGACAAAUCGCAACAUCGUCAGUCGCUACGUCUAGCCGAGUAAUUUGGACACCAUUACAUGAAUUCGUGUCGUAUAACAAAUUGACAUAACAACCGGAGACGGUAAGUGAGAAUAACCAACAGUACUCCCGAUGAGAAAGCAGUAUUAGCAGAAUCGACAUAGUUCCAAGGAUGGCUAGCUGUGGCGAGGUUGACCACACCGUGAGCUCGCUCCCAUCCAGUAAGAAAGGUGGAGGCAGCGGAGAGUCCUGCUCCGGCUCCAGCGGCUCCUCUCCGGCCCUACCUGUGCCGGAGUGUGCCAUCUGUCUCCAGAGCUGUGUCCACCCCGUCCAGCUGCCCUGCCGACACGUGUUCUGCUUCCUGUGUGUGAAGGGCGCAUCCUGGCAGAGCAAGAGAUGCGCCCUCUGCAGGCAGGAGGUCCCGGAGGACUUUCUGGAGCGUCCCACACUGCUGUCACCUGAGGAGCUAAAGGCAUCGGCGGGGGGGAGAGGAGCAGCUGGGGACCACGCCUGGUACUACGAAGGCAGGAACGGCUGGUGGCAGUAUGAUGAGCGCACCAGUCGUGAGCUGGAGGAUGCCUUCUCCAAAGGCAAAAAGACAGCGGAAAUGCUGAUCGCUGGCUUCCUGUACGUGGCCGACCUGGAAAACAUGGUGCAGUACCGCCGCAAUGAGCACGGCCGCCGUCGCAAGAUCAAGAGGGACGUUAUGGACAUACCAAAGAAGGGAGUUGCGGGACUGCGUCUGGACACAGAAGCCGGGGCGGCCGGGGGGCGAGAUAACUCUGUGGAUGGGACUGAUGUUGCUGGGGGGCAGCAGGGCCCGUCCACCGCCCCUGCUCCUGCCCGGCCCCCUACCUCCCUGGGGGGUCAGCCCGGAAGCCCCAGCUCCUCCCUGGAGGAUGCCUUCGCCCAGUUACACCUCAGCCCCACCGAGGCACCCGAGAGGGCCGAGGCGGGGGAGGGAGAGGAGGAGGAAGAGGGGGAAGCCUCUCCCUCUAGGUCUUCAGGCCCUCUCACCUCUGUAGAUGAGUCUGGUUCCGGGGUCUGGAGUGAUGAUGAGGAGGAAGAGGAAGGGGAUGGGGAAUGUGUGGAGCCCAGAGAAGAGAGGCAGACCAGGCAAAGACGGAACCCAGAAGACAGGGCUCCUCCUGGGGCAGAGGCCCCCUCUUCAUCCUCCAGUGUGAGGUCCAGGAGGCCUGAUGGACAGUGUACAGUGACUGAAGUGUGAACUGACUUAAAACUCUGCACUGGGUUGACUUUAACGCUCCCUCAGCAAACCUAGGAACUCCAAAACAGGUUCCCUUAGUGCAAGCCGUAAAAUCAACAAACUCUUAAGAUGCUCCCUAUUGUCUUUGAUUGUGAUAAUAAACACCAACUCCAAGUUGAUCUCUAUAACCAAGUAUACUGAUGGGCUUUGGAUUGAAGUAAAGUCUCCCAUAAUUGAACUUGUUGCAUAACUUUUGAAUUAUUGUUAUUAGGUGUAAGUUGUUGGUUUGUAAACAUCCAUCAUGGCCCUGUGUGUGAUUCCCUCAUAGAAAAGGAGAUUUGUUGUACAUCAGAGACAAAAAUAUGUUGAAAGGAAUCAGGUAAUUGAUUCUGGUGAUGAGUCACUUUCCCAUGUGUGGUUCAGUAUUUCCCUUAACAGCUAUUGAGCUUUAGGCAUAUCCCACAUGACUAGCACUAUAGUACAGCCCCAGAUCAGAGCCCAGACUAGGCUAUUCAUAAUUUAGUAUUUUUCUUAAUCGAGGGGUAUGUGGAUUCAUGACUCAUCUUCAAAACACUGGAUUAGUUGAUAAUUUGUGCAUGUUUGGCUAGAAACAGGACUGGUGGAAAGGGCUGAUGGUUUAGACUUUCAUUUGAGUCUGUUUGUUUUGUUUGUUUUUUCUCUGGUUGUGAGUUCUGUCAUGUGAUAAUAUAAGACAAUACAAGGAGAGCAUCUAUUGCUAGUUGCUGUCUCCCACGGAUAUUUGAAGUUUUAAAUAUAAUUUUUAUACUUCUUAACCGUUCCUUGUCUUUUGUCCAAGCUCAAUUUUAGACUUCUGACAAAAAUAAAGGUAAUAUAACUCUUGA